AGCUCCUCCUCCUCCUCCUCCGCUGUCCUCCACCGUGUAGGUGCUGAAACGCUGCCACCGUUUCAAUCCCUGAGCAGCCAUGGCAGAAAUAAAGACUGGCAUUUUCGCCAAAAACGUCCAGAAGAAGCUCAGCCGGGCUCAGGAAAAGGUGCUGCAGAAGUUGGGGAAGGCUGAUGAGACAAAAGAUGAGCAGUUUGAACAGUGUGUUCAGAACUUCAAGAGACAGGAGUCUGAGGGUGCAAGGCUACAGAGGGAGAUGAAGGCUUAUAUAGCAGCUGUGAAAGGAAUGCAGCAGGCCUCCAUGAAUCUGACAGAAUCUCUUCACGAAGUGUACGAGCCUGACUGGCACGGCAAGGAUGAUGUGAUGUCUAUUGGAAAGAAUUGUGAUGCAUUAUGGGAAGACUUCCAUCAAAAACUGGUGGACUCCACAAUCUUAGCACUGGACACAUAUUUGGCCCAGUUCCCUGAUAUCAAGGUGCGUGUAGCGAAGCGGAGCAGAAAGUUAAUUGACUACGACAGUGCAAGGCACCAUCUCGAGACCCUGCAGGCUUCCGCCAUUAAGAAUGAAAGAAAGGUCUCAAAGGCAGAAGAAGACUUGAAAAAGGCGCAGAAAGUAUUUGAUGAUCUGAAUGUGGAUCUGCAGGAUGAGCUGCCCAGUCUGUGGGACAGUCGAGUGGGCUUUUAUGUGGACACCUUCAAGAGUGUCAGCAGCCUGGAAGCCAAAUUUCACAGGGAAAUCUCAAUUUUCUGUCACAAGCUGUAUGAGGUGAUGAACAAGCUUGCAGAGCAACACUCAGACAAAAUGUUCACCAUUCAAGGAGCACCCAGUGACUCAGGCCCACUGCGCUUGGCCAGGACCCCAACGCCUCCCGAGGAUGAGAGUCCAGAGGGCAGCCCUGCUGUCAGCCCCAACCACACACUGAGACCUACUUCACCUGGCCCUCCUCGACCCAAAUCCCCCUCACAGCUCAAAAUGGGACCGCCAAAGCCUCCUCCUCCCAAAGUCACUCCAACCAAGGAGCUAGCCCAAGAGCAAAUCAUCAACCUGUUUGAUGGAGGCUUUCCUGAGAUCAGUGUCACCUCACCACAGCCAAAUGAGAAACCCACAGAAUCUCUCCUGGACUUGGACUUUGACCCAUUCAAGCCAGACAGCAAUACAGCCAUCGGUCAAACUCAGUUACCUGCAUCUCAGGAACUGUCAUGGGAUCUUUGGACGACAAAUACUGAGGCCCAGCCUGCAUCAGAUGCUGGCUUCAAUGCCAACUGGACGGCUGACUUUGGUUCUGCAGCUCAAGAUUUGGGAGAUGUUCAGCCUGCAACAGAUGGGCAAGGUUGGCCUCCUGCAGAAGGAUGGCCCACAGAUACAGUGCCCCAAGGAGAAGUCACAGGCGAGGUGGAUGCCUCAAUUCCAACUUUUGAGGCUGACUUUGAUAAAAUGUCUGAGGCCCCAGAAGGGGCAGAAACUGAUACAGAAGCAGCCCCAGAAGGAGUGGGAGAGGGGGAAGGGGAGGUGUCCACAGCCCAGGCCCCAGAGGCUGAGGGCAGUGUCACGACUCCUACUGCAGAAACCACUACUGAACCGGCAGAGACCACUGCUGCCAGCAGCCCACCUGCAGAGACUGCUUCUAGCAUAGUGGAGUCUCCUGAAGCUGCUGAAACUAUGGCAGCAGAGCAGACUGAGACCACACCAGCUGAUGACAUUGAGAAAGCGCAACUAAGCCAAGAGGCUCCGGAAUCUGCUCCAGGAGCAGAACCAGGAGAGGAGCCAUCUGCAGAGGCUCUGGCCUCUGAAGAAGAUAAAGAGUCUCCUAUUGAAGAGACUCCGACCAUAGAGAGCAAACCAGAAGAUGAAACUGGUACAGUAGAGACCAAACCCGAAGAUGAAACCGCUACCCUAGAAGUCAAACCAGAGGAAGAAACUGGUACUGUAGAGGUCGAACCAGAAGGAGAAACUGGUACAGUAGAGGUCAAACCAGGGGAUGAAACCAGUAAGGAAGGGGCUUCAAAGAAUUUUGAACAGGAGGACAAGAUGCCUAUUCCAUCUGUGGUCAUUGAGCCUGCUUCCAGCAAUGAGGGCGAUGAUGACCGAGAUGGUGACAUCGUGUCUCCAAUAGCAGCCAGCGGAGAUGGAGUGACACCAGACAGCCAGACAGCCAAAGAUAUUUCCUCCUCUGGCAUGCCUCUAGGCUUCCUGUAUAAGGUUGAAACAAUGCAUGACUUUGAGGCUGCAAACCCAGAUGAGCUUGAUCUGAAGAGGGGAGACAUUGUUCUUGUCGUUCCCACAGAGCUGAUGGAAGAUCAGGAUGCUGGCUGGCUCACUGGCAUCAGGGAGCGUGACUGGCUACAUCAGGGAGCCUCUGCUCAGAAAGGAUUAUUUCCAGAGAAUUUCAUACAGCGACUGGGCUAAAGCCUCAGAGCAUGCUGGGACAGGACAUACAAAAGCCAAGAGCUACAGACAGCCCUAACACUACAGUGCAGUCUGGAGCCCUGACACACAGCUGUCGAUCAGAAUGAACAAAGCAAAAUGUAUCUAAGAGGAAAAUACACAAUCAACAAAAUGAGAGGACACAAAAGCCCUACUCAGAGUGUAAAGAAAAUAACAGAGCAUGAUGCGAUAGUAUGGUCUACCUUACUCUUGACCCGAGAGCUCUCUGUUUAUGUUUGUUUACUUGUAAGCAGCAACGAAUUGAUGUGUGCUUUUUUGGAAUUAUGGUGACCUCCACAUGUAAUCCCUAUCUGUUUAAAGGUAAAUUAUGCUCUAAAGACAAAAAAAUAUUUUCUCUGCAAGUGUAUUGUAUUGAGUUUGUUGCUCUGCAGCAAAUUUUAUCCAAAUUUGUAGUGAUAUGAUCUAUUUAACCGUUCUAAGUGUUAUGCAAGACUUCAAUGUUUCCUUUAAGACAUUUCCGACCUAAAUGUUACCUUGCAUCCUUGUUAGUGUUCUCUGUAGUUUUAAUGGCUGGACGUUUACGGCUCUGGUGAUAAUAUCUGGAGAAACUGAUAUCGAUAAUUUGUGAUUUUAGUAAUAUAAGUCUCUACCUGGAUGAAGACAGAAUUCCAGAUAGAACCUUGUAAUACUAAGGGCACAAUUUGUUUUAUUAAAUACUUGCUGUGCUCUUGCCAAAAUAAUAAUAAAAUCCUAAAUAUGUGAACUGAUUAAAAGAGAAACAUGGAUAUCUGUAGAGUUACAAACAUGAAAUGUUUCAAGAAGAACAUCUUUUUGGCAAAAUGCAGCUUUGCAAAACACAGAACCUAGUGAUAAAAGUUUCCUUAUAUCCAUAAUUACAUAAAUAAUAACAGUUAUCCUGUGGACGUGUAUGGAAAAAAAGUGUUGAAUAAAGUUUUAUGUUUUGAAAAAUUCUAUUUAUUUAACUUUAUAUUUUUUAAAGUGAAGCUCAUUGGGAGAGUUUUGGGCUGGGAUAUCUGCAAAAUAUGCAAUAUGUGUUGUUUGGUUUAAAAGUUAUCCAUUGUCUUAUUGUCUUGACGAGGUAAAGGUCACUCCUGUGUUUGUUAGCCUUCACUGUAGAGACUUUUUGUGAUGUACAUAUCUGUGUUAAUUUAUCUUUAAAGUGAAUAAAGAAUACUCCAUACA
Pangasianodon hypophthalmus (striped catfish) is the source of this 3589-nucleotide messenger RNA. It is a transcript of the gene amph, whose product is annotated as amphiphysin. The transcript has 25 exons. Gene Ontology annotation, cellular component: plasma membrane; cytoplasm; synaptic vesicle. Bases 80 to 2407 code for a protein of 775 amino acids. The record is from RefSeq and is a predicted model, not a curated record. Gene Ontology annotation, biological process: synaptic vesicle endocytosis. Gene Ontology annotation, molecular function: protein binding; phospholipid binding. NCBI's taxonomy places the organism in Eukaryota, Metazoa, Chordata, Actinopteri, Siluriformes, Pangasiidae.